AUGCCCAUCCUCGAUACUAAGCUAGACCUGAAUGCGCUCUUCCGCAAACAGGUCAAGGCUACUCCAGAUGCCUUGGCGCUCAUCGACCCUUUGGCACGCUACACGUAUGCACAGCUCGAUGCCAAGGUCGAGAGCCUCUCGCUCUACUUUCGAUCCCAUCAUGCUGUCGCCCGUGACUCGCUGGUGGGUAUCCUUAUGGCAAAGGGCGCCGACUAUGUCAUCGCCUGUCUCGCCGCCCUCCGUGCUGGAGGUGCGUUUCUCGUCCUCGAACUCGCUUAUCCACGCGGUCUUCUUCACGAGGUCAUCCAGGAUGCCCAACCUGCCCUCGUCGUCACUCAGUCCGAGCAUGCCAAACUCGUGCCCAAAUCUGUUGCCUCUAUCUUGAUCGAUGACCCGCAUCAAGUCGACUUGCUUUUCUCGCCCGUCUCCUCCUCCUCCUCGCCACCUUCCUCAUCUCUGCCGCCACUCCCGGACGAGACCGACCUAGAGCGUCUUGCUUUCGUGUCCUACUCUUCCGGCACCACCGGCAAGCCAAAGGGGAUCGCCAACCCACACCGCGCUCCUGUCCUCUCGUACGAUCUCCGUUUCGCCGUCAACGACCUUACCCCCGCCGAUCGCGUAGCUUGUAACGUCUACUUUAUCUGGGAGAUGCUUCGUCCGCUUUUGCGAGGCGCCACCACCUAUGCUAUUCCAGAUCACUCAAGCUACGAUCCUGUCAAGCUCAUCGAACUGCUUGCCACCGAAAAGAUCACCGAAACCCUCAUGACCCCCACUCUGCUCGCUGCUGUGCUCGCACGCCACCACAACCUCGGAACCAAGCUCCCCGAUCUUCGUACGCUUUGGCUCAACGGCGAGGUCGUCACAACCGAUCUCGCUCGAAGAGCCAUCAAGGCGCUCCCCAACACGCGUCUCCUCAAUUGUUACAGCGCCAGUGAGACCCACGAGGUCGCUUGCGGUGACCUCCGCCAGAUGCUCCCCACCUUGCCAGACGAUGCGCCUUACUGUCCCGUCGGCCCGCCCAUGGACAAAGCUCACACCUACAUUCUCGACCAAGACGGCAACCCACUAGAGCCUGGUCAUCCUGGCGAGCUCUAUGUCGGUGGCCACCUUCUUGCCCGUGGCUACCUCAAUCUCGUCGACACCACCGCAAAGGCCUUUACUCCCGACGCUUUUGCCUCCGAGCCUAACGCCCGCAAGUACAGGACAGGAGACUUGGCUCGCAUCAUACCCGACUCUGGUCUCCUCGAGAUCACCGGCAGAGUCGGCGGCAUGAUCAAGAUCAGAGGUUACUCGAUCGUACCCGGCACUGUCGAAAAGGCCAUCGUCGACAACUUUGACGUCAGCAAUUGUGCCGUCGUCGCGCACGGUGAAGGCCUCGAACGACAGCUUGUCGCCUACGUUGUCCCGGACGAAACCGAACGCGCCAACCGCACCGUUCUCACCAUCGAUGACAACGGCCACAGUCCCAGUGCUCGACAGCUACUCGUAGCUCACCUUGCUCACUACAUGAUCCCCACGCUCUGGGUCGUCCUUCAUUCGCUCCCCACCCACGAAGUCUCGGGCAAAGUCGACCUCAAGAAUCUUCCGAAUCCCAAAGCGGCCAUCGCUGCUGCCAGCGGCACCAAUUCGCGAGCAAGGAGUCCCGCCCCUGACGAGACCGUCAACCUCAAGUCGAUUGCCCAACUCUGGGCGCUCUCGCUCAACGUCAACCCCAACACAAUACUCGAAGCAGGCAAGACGGUCAGCUUCUUCGAUCUCGGUGGACAUUCGCUCCUUCUGGCUGAUCUCGCCACACGUAUCUCCAAAACCCUCGGCGGCUUCACCGUGCCUCUUGGCGAGUUGGCCGGCCACCCUACACUUCAAGAUCACGUUCGCAUUACUCUUGCCGCUCGUGACGGCUACCAUGCUGCCGUGCAGGCUGACCUGCCCACCGUGCUGCGCGACGACAUGGAGCUCGCUCCCGAGUUCAAGCUGCACUCUCCCGACAAAGUCAAGCCCACAACUUUGGACGAGGCCAAGACUAUCUUGCUCACCGGCGCCACCGGUUUCCUCGGCGGCUUCUUGCUGAACGACUUGUAUCAAACCACUUCAGCACGCAUCGUUUGCUUGAUCCGUUUCAACGCUCCUUACCGUACCGAUCGUUCCGCCGCCAUGGCUCGACUACGACGCAACAUGCUCGAUCUUGGCUUCUGGGAUCACGGCAUGCUGGAUCGCAUCGAUGUGUUACCCGCCAACCUGUCGCGCAACCGACUAGGUCUGGUGCCCGAGGUAUACGAAAACCUCGUCGAGACCGUCGAUGUCAUCGUCCAUUGUGCAGCGCAGGUGAAUCUGAUUUACCCCUACGCUGCUCUGCGCGAUGCCAACGUUGAAGGUACGCGCGAAGUGCUUCGUCUCGCCUUCCUCGGCAACGCUACGGUGCAGUACGUAUCGACCAACGGUGUCUUACCACCUUCGCAGACCGGCUGGCCCGAAUCGACCAUCAUGCCUCUCCAAGACGUGCCCGGAAAGCUGCUCGACGGCUACUGUCAGACCAAGUGGGUUGCCGAACAACUCGUGCUCGAGUCGGCGCGUCGCGGGUUGCCCGCCAACGUCAUCCGCAUCGGUACGCUCAGCGGUCAUUCCGUGACCGGUUCGACCAACACGUACGAUCUCAUCACAGCACUCAUUGUCGAAUCCGUUCACCUCGGUGUCGCACCCGAGAUCGCCAACUGGCACAUUGAAAUGACCGCCGUCGACUAUGUCAGCCGCGGCAUCAUCGCAAUCGGCAAUCACGUAGAUGCCAACCAGCGCAUCUACCACCUCGGUGAUAGCGAGCCCAUCGACUGCCGUCUGCUCUUUCAGCAUCUCGAGUCGCUCGGCUACCCGACCACGAGGACCAGCUGGAAAUCGUGGGUGUCGCUUUGGCAGGAGAAGCGAGGAUCUGCAAAGGGAGGAGACCACGGUCUCACCGUCGACAUCUUGCGUUCCGGCAUGCCGUCGGAAGAAUUUUUGCUGGGCAUCAUUGCCUUGAAGGACGACGCCACGCGUCCGGCACUCGGUGAUUUGCAGAGACCCAAGGUGGAUGCCAAGUUGCUGCAGACGUAUGCCAAACACUGGUACGCACGUGGUUGGAUGCAGAGGCAGCCAUCGAGUGUACCUGCUACACCCAGUGGUGCGAGCAAUGGUGUCAACAGUGUUUCUUGCGGCGCUGUAUUUGAUCCACAGUUGCCGCUGCGGGGAAAGGUAGCCAUCGUCACUGGCGCUUCGUCCGGGAUCGGCGCUGCGGUGGCCAAAGCACUCGUUCGUGAAGGAGCGCACGUUGCACUCGCCGCGCGACGCAUCGACGUUCUGGAAAAACUCUCGACGGAGCUCACUACAAUGUCGCGCUCGCUCCACACGCGCAGCAAAGUGCACAUCCACAAGACUGACGUUGUGGAUCGCAAGCAGGUGGAUGCACUCAUGCAGACCACGACGCAAGUGCUCGGUGAGAUCGACAUUAUCGUCUCGUGUGCCGGCGUCAUGUAUUUUACCAUGAUGCACAACGUUCAGGUGCAAGAGUGGGACCAGACGGUGGAUGUCAACUGCAAAGGACUGCUCAAUGUACUGUGCACCAGUCUGCCGCGCUUGUUGGCGCGUAACACGGGACAUAUCGUGGCCAUCUCUUCGGAUGCUGGUCGAAAGGUGUUUGCCGGCUUGGGCGUGUACAGCGCGUCGAAAUUCUUCGUCGAGGCAACGCUGCAGUCGCUGCGUCUGGAAACUGCCGGUACAGGUUUGCGCGUCACAUCGGUCCAACCUGGCAAUACUGCCACCGAGCUUCUCGGCAUGAGCACCGAUCAAGAAGCCAUCAAAAAGUACGGCGAACCCACCGGCGCCAAGAUCCUUGAGCCCGCUGACGUCGCCAACGCUAUUGUAUACGCGCUCAAGCAGCCCGAGCAUGUCGCCAUGAACGAGAUCCUCAUCGAGCCCCGCGAAGAGCCCAUCUAG
Mycosarcoma maydis (corn smut) is the source of this 3963-nucleotide messenger RNA. RefSeq lists its product as uncharacterized. NCBI's taxonomy places the organism in Eukaryota, Fungi, Basidiomycota, Ustilaginomycetes, Ustilaginales. The transcript has a single exon. The record is from RefSeq and is a predicted model, not a curated record. The coding region runs from base 1 to 3963 and encodes 1320 amino acids.